Messenger RNA from Chondrus crispus (carragheen), 1727 nucleotides. RefSeq lists its product as hypothetical. The coding region runs from base 1 to 612 and encodes 203 amino acids. The record is from RefSeq and is a predicted model, not a curated record. Lineage: Eukaryota; Rhodophyta; Florideophyceae; Gigartinales; Gigartinaceae. The transcript is spliced from 2 exons.
AUGGGUGUGCAGAGUACUUGUUGUAGACGUAUAGGAGACGGCUCGUUUUUCAUUGCCAAAAGAUCAUGGGACCGUCUGUGCAAGGAUUUCCCGACGACUACAACUGGGAGAAAGAGACUUCUUCCCUUAGCGUUCGACGGCGAUGCACGAUUUGUGUACGAGGAGAUCGCGGGAUUCAAUCCCGAUGCCACGUGCGAUGAGCUUUGGAAGUUGCUUGGAAAUAGGCUGUGCAACGAGAUCCAUCAGUCAGCACUACGAGACAGGUUUUUUGCCAUGACAUGGAAUGAGAAGCGAGAGUCCUUUGAGAAGUUUGCGUGGCGUCUCCGCUCGGCCUCUCUGUUGCUCCCAGGUACUGUCGACGAUGGAUUGCUGCUCAAUCGUCUCAAGAAUGGCCUUCCGAGUCGGUUGCAAGACCAAGCCAAGCUGGCGUCAGGGACCUUCGACGAAGUUGUGAGCCGAGUGUCCAGUCUGUCUUCUGCACAGAUUAAUCGCAUUGAAAGAGUUCGUGAGGUCCGGGACGAUAGACCAGCUAGUACGGGUCCGGCCAUGAACUACCCCGCCGGUGACCGGUUUUCACAUGUGCGCUGUCACUACAGUACUGUCAGAGGCUAGGCCAUAUCUCUCGGGAUUGUGAAAAGAAAAUGGCUGACAGAGAGGCGUCGGGGAAAUGCAAGGGGGAUCAGCGAGGCCCUGCUGGUCCGGACCCAAAACGCAGCUAGGGCGACAACACCCGGCAGGGCCUAAGACGCUCAGGGAAAGGGUAUGCGCGUGCGGAGAGGCGCUGUUACAUGAGUUGGAUGGCACAGAGGAGAUUGCUGUCAACAUCGGUGAGAAAUUGUGGGUGCCGGUUGACACUGCGGCUCUCUCACUUUGGGUAGAUCACGACUGGCUCCUCUGAAAUGGAGGAAGGAUCAAGCCGACUGAGAUAAGGGCCGAUGCUGUAGAUGGACACCAUCUCGACGUGAGAGGAGAAGGACUGCUGACGUUUGAGCUGUGGGGAUAUCAGUUCACAGAGGAAGUUCAAGUGCUGCGCCAUCUUCCCAACAAGCUUCUAAUUGGUCGCAAAUUCUGGAGAAAGCACUCACUGCGCUUGGACCUAGCUGCCAAUUGCGGAUCUAUCCGGGUUCAAGGCGUUUGGCUGACCGGGAGGAUCAGCAAAGGCGGUUCUGGCUCCCAUAGAGAGAAUGUCUGUAAGAUGUUGGAGGGAGCAGACGUGGACACGUAUCUUAAACGGGAAUCGGACUAUGGCGAAUUCUCAGAAGACCCUCGCUUACAGCAAAAGUUACGGGAUCUGCUUUGGAGAAAGCGAGAAAUCUUCAAAGGACUCGGACGAAUUAAGGGCGUCAAGCAUGAGAUAGUUCUAAAGGAGGGAGCUAGGCCAAUCUGCCAACCACUGCGCAAGAGAUCCCCUGGCGAGCAAGAUGUCGAACGGGAGGCCAUGGAGAGGCUGAUCAUGCUUGGUGUACUGGAGCCUAGCACAUCCCCCUGGGCAUCCAACAAUGUUCUUUGUUAAAAAAAGGACGGCAGCAUACGCGUCACUGCCGACUUCAGGGCAUUGAACAAUGCAACGGUCACGGACUCCUAUCCAAUGCAGGACAUGAGGCAGGUUUUGGAUUGGCUCGGCAAUAAGAGGAUACUACAGUGUGCGAAACGCAAAUAAAUACACCCAUCGUCGAGCGGGUUUUCGCCAGAUGCAGGCCGAUAACAUAAAGACGCCCACUCUAUGA